Molecule: messenger RNA, 690 nt
Organism: Podarcis lilfordi (Lilford's wall lizard)
Lineage: Eukaryota; Metazoa; Chordata; Lepidosauria; Squamata; Lacertidae
Source: the annotation of a GenBank genome assembly
AUGAGCCCGAGCUCUCGGCUGCUGAAUUUCCCUGAGGCGGGAAAGGGCGAAGUCGCCUUCUUUCAGAGCAUCCCUCCGCCACACACACACACUUCCCAGCCACCCCCCAGAGCAACCCUCCUCCUCUUCUCCACGCGCGAACGAGACCGUCGUGCGCCCCGCCCCCAUGCCUCACAGCAGCAGAGUUUCCCCGCGCAACAGUAUCCCACGCAGGAAGCAAAAAACGCCGCCUCAGCCAGGGAGUCGCUCCCCCCCCCCCGCCCUCCACACACAACAAAAGCCGCCGUCCUCCACAACCCUUCCGGGCGACCCGGGCAGGAAACCUCACGAGGAAACGGAGACCCCACCCACGAGCGGCAAGUCCGCCCUCCGCCUGCCUCCUCCUCCCCGGAGCGGGACGGCGGAGAGUCCCUCGCGCCUCGCCGGCGGUUCCCUCAGCAGGGCGCCCACAGGAAAUGGGAGAAGCAGCCGCCGCCGCCGCCGCGCUGGCUGGCAGCCCUUCCGCGCUUCCCGCAGGAAACGCCGCCGAGCUGCUCACAAAAGAGCGCCCGCUUCGGCACCUCGCGCGCCUGCGGACCAUUUUCGGCCGCGAUCCUGAAGCACGUUUGUAUUCGGAAAGCAACCCCGUUGGGCUCAGGACAGCGGCAGAGUCGUGACUCUGCAAAGGCUUCGCUUUCUCUGCCGCUUUGA